Culex quinquefasciatus (southern house mosquito) is the source of this 1741-nucleotide messenger RNA. RefSeq names its product E3 ubiquitin-protein ligase RNF185. Gene Ontology annotation, cellular component: endoplasmic reticulum. Lineage: Eukaryota; Metazoa; Arthropoda; Insecta; Diptera; Culicidae. The record is from RefSeq and is a predicted model, not a curated record. The transcript has 4 exons. Bases 438 to 1178 code for a protein of 246 amino acids. Gene Ontology annotation, molecular function: ubiquitin-like protein conjugating enzyme binding; metal ion binding; ubiquitin protein ligase activity. Gene Ontology annotation, biological process: ubiquitin-dependent protein catabolic process.
UUGUACGGUCUGUGUUGGUGUGUUCCUGCCAGUCUGUCAUCUCUUUGGAUUUACAGCCACAACCCAUCAGAACGUACGGGAAAACUUGUGUGUUGACAAGGCAGCAAAACGACCAGGGGGGACAUCCCACAUCAGACUUUGCUGACAAAUACAACAGUGCUAGUAUACGCGUUUUUGGUGCAGAAAAAUUGUUUCAAUAUUUUGGCUCGUUUGAUACCCACCUUGCGAAAGCGCUGAUUCUGCGGAGAUUCGGAGCAAGCCCGUCCAAGUCUGAGGCGUAAUUUCGGUCGGAACAAAAAUUAAGAAGGAAAAUUUCCAAGUGAGUGGCACUAAAGCCAAAAAAAACAGCAAGCAACCCCGUGAAGGACGUUUUAUGAAUCCAGCAGCGACUGGAGGAGCUUCUAGAAAAGACCGCGGCGUUAACUCAGCCCCAGACAAUGGCAUCCACCGUUGAGAGCAAUCCCCACCCCACGGCACCGACGGCGCCCAGCCUGGAAGAUCUCAACUCGGCAUCGACCUCUUCAGCGAGCAAUAAAUUCAGCACCGCACCGGAUUCAGGCGCAAGCGGCAGCAGCGGAGAUCCGCAGCCCACGGCGUCCACAUCUACAGCAGCCGAUUCCACCAGCGGCCCCGAGUCGGCCACAUCGUCCGCUGGCAAGUCCAAGAUCACCCUCGAGGACGCCAACGAUGACGACGAGGAAAAGAAGGACGACUCGGUGUUUGAGUGCAACAUCUGUCUCGACACGGCCAAGGACGCGGUCGUCAGCAUGUGCGGCCACCUGUUCUGCUGGCCGUGCAUACACCAGUGGAUGAAUGGGUACCGGAACACGUGUCCGGUGUGCAAAUCGUCAAUCAGCAAGGAAAAGGUCAUUCCACUGUACGGCCGUGGUGGCAGCAAGGAGGACCCAAGAAAAACGGCGCCACCGCGACCGGCCGGCCAGCGCACCGAACCGGAACAGCCGCAGGGUUUCCAGAGCUUUACCGGCGACGGUGGCUUCCACAUGUCGUUCGGCAUCGGGGCGUUCCCGUUUGGGUUCUUCACGUCGUCGCUCAACUUUGGCGACUUUCGCGGGAAUCCACCGCACGAAAACACGCGCGAGUUUGACGAGGAUCAGUUUCUGUCGCAGAUUUUCCUGUACGUUGCGCUCAUCUUUAUGGCCUGGCUGGUUCUGGCUUAAGGAAAAUUUAAAAACAAACAAACAAACAAAAUACGACAACCAGCUGGUGGGGAUGCUUUGUGAUAAUAAACGGUUAUUUUUUUUAUAUUUUGGCUGGUUCGAUUACCACUUACGAAAAAGCAAAGGAAGCAAAUCUGUAUCUGAGUAUUUUGGGAGAUAUUACUGUGCAAAAAGGCAAGUUUCUUUCUAUUCUACGUCUACAAAUGUAUUGUAAAACGAUCCAGAUUUAAAAAAACAAGGACCUUCUAUUGAUGUUACUUUUAUUUACUUCUUCUUAGUCCGUAUUGCUGUUCAACUUUUAAACUAGGUUUAAUCCUUUUGGUACCUAUAACUGCACUAUUGUCUGUAAGCUAGGCAUAGAAUCGUCAAAAAGCUCAGUGCAUUAAAACAAAUAAUGAAGAUUAAAACAGUCACACACACGGUCUGUGCAGAGCAAUGCAACCUAAGGGAAGAAAAAUCAAACAGACGAACUCAAUAUAAUUUAUUUGACAGGAGAAAAUGAUAUGUAAAACAUUUAUAUUAUGUAUGAUACAAAUAAAACGUCAACGAAAAAUGUAACCAAA